This is a messenger RNA of Cajanus cajan (pigeon pea), 1619 nucleotides long. RefSeq names its product acyltransferase GLAUCE. Gene Ontology annotation, molecular function: acyltransferase activity, transferring groups other than amino-acyl groups. NCBI's taxonomy places the organism in Eukaryota, Viridiplantae, Streptophyta, Magnoliopsida, Fabales, Fabaceae. The record is from RefSeq and is a predicted model, not a curated record.
UCAUCUACAAACACACAUCAGAAAGACAAAAAAAAUGGGAACCUCAAAUGACCAUGAUGCUCCUCCUUCGACUCUACUUCAAGACCUUAAUGUGACGGUCCAAAAAUCCUCCAUGGUUUUUCCCUCGAAAGAGAUUGAGAGAAAGUCCUUGUUCUUGUCAAACAUAGACAAGGUUCUCACCUUUGACGUGGAAACGGUUCACUUCUUUGGUGCCCACAAAGACUUCCCUCCCCACGUUGUGGCUGAGAAGUUGAAGAGUGCCCUAGAGGAUGCCCUUGUGGUUUAUGACUUCUUGGGUGGAAGAUUGAAGGUGAACAAUGAUACCAAAAGAUUAGAGAUGGAUUGUAACCCUGAGGGAGCAGGGUUCGUGGUGGCUUCCAGUGGGUACAGAUUGGAUCAAAUUGGGGAUUUGGAUUAUCCAAAUCCAGCUUUUGCACAAUUGGUUCAUAAGAAUAAGGAUUUUCUUAAACAGGGUGAUGUCCCACUUUGUGUUGCCCAGGUGACAUCCUUCAAGUGUGGUGGGUUCGCAAUGGGCAUCUCCACCAGCCACACCACCUUCGACGGCCUCAGCUUCAAAACCUUCCUCGACAACCUCGCCGCACUCGCCGCUAACAAGCCCCUGCCUGUCACCCCCUGCCACGACAGGCACCUGCUGGCCGCCCGAUCUCCGCCACGUGUCACCUUCCCACACCCCGAGAUGCUCCCCAUCUCUAGCCACCUCCCACAUUCCCCCGAGUCCACCAACAUCUUCGACGCCUCCACCGAACCCCUCCACUUCAACGUCUUCAAACUCACCUCAUCCCAUAUCACAAAACUCAAGCAAGAGGCCACGUGCGGGACCACACGUGUCACGGGCUUCAAUGCCAUCACAGCUCACAUAUGGCGAUGCAAGGCCCUAUCCGCCGAUGAUAACCCUAACAGGUCGUCCACUAUACUGUAUGCUGUGGACAUACGCUCAAGGCUGAACCCUCCGUUGCCGAAGUCAUACACGGGAAACGCGGUUUUGACGGCGUACGCGACUGCCACGUGUCAGGAGCUGGAGGAAGGACCCUUCAUGAAGGUGGUUGAGAUGGUGCGCGAGGGCGCGGCGAGGGUGACGGACGAGUACGCGAGGUCGAUCAUCGAUUGGGGACAGGUGAACGAAGGGUUUCCAAAUGGGGAUGUUUUGGUGUCUUCGUGGUGGAGAUUAGGGUUUGAGGAGGUGGAGUACCCGUGGGGGAAGCCCAGGUAUUGUUGUCCUGUGGUGUAUCAUAGGAAGGAUAUUGUUUUGUUGUUUCCUCCGGUUGGUGGGGGUGAUGGGGUGAGUAUUAUUGUGGCUCUUCCUCCCAAGGAAAUGGAAAAGUUUCAUGGGCUCUUCUACAAGUUCUUGCGUUGAGACAUGAUUGAGGGGAAUGUAUGUGUAGUGGAUGGAAAAAUUGCAUGGUGUCUUGAACGAGUUCUUCACUUUAGUUGAGGGAAAUGUGUCCCUCCCUAGCUCUAUUGAUAUCUUUAUUAAUAUGAUAUCCUUAGGUUUUUAAUGGUUGUUUUGUAACCAACUAUGUUUUUCUUUAUGGUUUGAUAUUAAUGAUAUAUGCAAAUGAUGUAGUUUUAAAUAUAUGUGAAGAUUAUAUUUUUAACUA